UUGUUGCAAGCAAACCAGAGACUUUUUACGACCCCAGGCCUUUGGUUUCAGAGAUCUUAUACGAUCAGUGGAAGCCCACGUGGAAGGAAUAUUACACGGCUCAGUUACGCUGCGGUCAAGUUAUCUAAACAUGGAACUACCAUCCUCCAUGUGCCUGGAAAAGAAGUCUACUUCGACUUAACAAUUCAUAUGGAUGUUCAAGCCAAUCCAGGACCAUCUACAUUACCAAAUUCUGGCCGUCAGACGACGAAUUUUAUUCACAUUCCCUCUACGGAUAACUGUCCAAAACUCUAUUAUUCUCGCGACCAACUCAUGAGUUUCAGAUCAAGCUGUUUUUCUACCAAGCGCUUAAAUCCACAGCUCAUCCGUCAACUGAAAUAUUUAAACAUCUUAAAGUACAGGGGGAAGUCUGGUGGUACGAGAGUAAGUAAGGAAGCUACCAAAAUACCGAUUAUUAAUAAGGAAAGAUUUGUCUCACGACAUAAUCUUAACCGAAGAGCGAAUUUGCAUAAUCUACGAUCACUGCACCGUUGCUCGAACGUCAACAUUUGUGAUCACGACGAACGAUCUUUUAUUCCGGUCACAGAAAGGUCAGGAUCUGGUCUCAAAGUCCUUCACUUAAACAUCCGUUCACUUCGAAAUAUCUCCCAUCGAUCUCAGCUUAGAGAAUUAAAUAGUCGCGAGCAGUUUGAUAUCAUAACAAUCUCUGAAUCUUGGCUGAACACCACCAUCACAUCCACUGAGAUCCAACUUGACGGCUACAAACUAUUUCGUUUGGAUCGCCUGCAUAAAGGAGGAGGUGGAGUAUGUGCUUGCGUACGCAGUGACCUUAAGUCCAAGGUUCUUAAAGAUUUUUCAAGUAUUUCUGACCGCAAUUUCCACCAGCUCUGGCUAAGUGUUCAGGUUAAAAAAUCCAAGUCGAUUGUG
This is a messenger RNA of Porites lobata, 927 nucleotides long. The record is from the annotation of a GenBank genome assembly. NCBI's taxonomy places the organism in Eukaryota, Metazoa, Cnidaria, Anthozoa, Scleractinia, Poritidae.